Messenger RNA from Vanessa atalanta (red admiral), 2027 nucleotides. Its product is annotated as mesoderm induction early response protein 1. Gene Ontology annotation, biological process: negative regulation of transcription by RNA polymerase II. The record is from RefSeq and is a predicted model, not a curated record. The transcript has a single exon. The coding region runs from base 178 to 1365 and encodes 395 amino acids. Gene Ontology annotation, molecular function: transcription corepressor activity; histone deacetylase binding. Lineage: Eukaryota; Metazoa; Arthropoda; Insecta; Lepidoptera; Nymphalidae. Gene Ontology annotation, cellular component: nucleoplasm.
UUGUAUGUCAAAAUAUUUUUGUUUUGUUCAUCGUAUUUUUACUUUUUUCAAAGCUUAAUAUGUAAAAGAAUUAAUUAUUUCAUGAUUUUUAUUUAUUGAUUAUACAAGGUAAAUGUAGUUGUGUAGUUUAGAUGUCAUGUUUUGGAGGCAUAUUCUCCAUAGCUAUUGGUGGUAGUCAUGUCAGAGUGUGCGCUGGUAGCCAGUGUAAGCGAUCACGAUGCCAGUAUGGAUGUGGGUAACGACAAAUCCCUAUUCGAGCCUACUAUUGAUAUGAUGGUAAAUGAUUUUGACGACGAGAGAACAUUAGACGAAGAAGAAGCUUUGGCGGCAGGUGAGCAUCAAGACCCGAAGGCUGAAUUAAAUAGUCUACAGCGGGAAGGUGAUAUGCCUUUAGAGGAAUUACUUGCUUUAUACGGUUACAAUAGAAAUAUGGAUAAACCUAUUCCAGAGCAACCACCAGAGGUGGUGCCAGAGGAGAAUGAAAAGACGGAAUCGGCUUUGCAGCAGUUAUACAGUGACAACACUAGUCCUGAGGCCACACGGUGCCUCCGGUCAGGUUCCAGACCACCAUCUGAAGAAGAAGAUGACUAUGAUUAUAGUCCUGAUGAAGAUGAUUGGAAGAAAACGAUAAUGGUAGGUAGUGAUUAUCAAGCAGCUAUACCAGAAGGAUUGUGUAGCUAUGAUGAUGCUUUACCUUAUGAAAAUGAGGAUAAGCUACUGUGGAAUCCCAGUGUUCUUGAUGAAAAAGUGAUUGAGGACUAUAUGAAAAAAAAUUGUGCUAUAAAUUCAGGAACUGGCGUUGAUGCUGUACCCAAAGGUAAGCAAUUGCGGGAUGAUGAGGAAGCUUUAUUCCUACUACAGCAAUGUGGUCAUAAUGUAGAGGAAGCACUAAGAAGGCGAAGGAUUUCAGCCCAGACACCUGCUCAUGCAAGUGUGUGGUCAGAGGAAGAGUGUAGAAAUUUCGAAAAUGGCAUCAAAGUUCAUGGUAAAGAUUUCCAUUUAAUCCGCCAACAAAAGGUCAGAACAAGAUCAGUUGGAGAACUCGUACAAUUUUAUUAUAUUUGGAAAAAGACAGAGAGACAUGAUAUAUUUGCAAAUAAGACACGGUUAGAAAAGAAAAAGUAUACUUUGCACCCUGGUCAUACUGAUUACAUGGAUAGGUUUCUGGAAGAACAGGAAGCAUCAGGCACGAGUGUUGUUCGGCCUGUUUCGCCCACACCCAUGAUGAUGUAUGUGCCUUCACCAGCUGCUCAGCCUGAUCCUUUGGCCCUAGGAGAAAAGGAGGUGUUUUCCCAACUGAACCCUCACACAACACCCCCCAGGACCUUGUCCACUGAGGAACCAGAACCUGAUACAGUUUCCUAAUACAUGUACAUUUGGCUAUGCCAUUUUUCGUGUAGAAUGCACUGUUUAUGACAUAAUUGUUGUUAAAAACUUAGCUAUUCCUGUAUUCAUAAUUGUUUUAAUGUUGACGAGGUUUUCAAACAUGAUGCCCUAGUUUUUUUAUACAAAUAUGGACAGAUCAGUGUAAAUAAUAAUUAGUCUUGGAUUUUUUUUAUAUGGGAAUAGUGUUGCUCAGAAAUUGAAGUGUUGUAACUGUUGCGACAUUUAUAAAAUGUUGCUAUAGUUUUAUAGUAAUGUUAUUUCUGUGAUGUUUAAAUGUCGUUCAGAAUAAACAUACAAUGCUAGCUGUUUAAUAAAAUGCUUCACCUUAUAACAAAUAUAAUUAGACUACUUGGUUUCUGUAUUAAAUUUGAUUUUAAGGUGUGAAUUUACAUUGAAAAAGUGCUUUUUUAUUGUUUUUGAAUGAGUAAUAUAUUGCUGUUCAUAAGUACUUAGAUGUAGACAUACAAAUGUGUAAUGGAAUCAAAUAGUUUAAUUAUAUUGAUAUGAGUGAUUUUUAAAAUAGUAAACAGUGUAAAUAUUUACCUACAUGUCCAAUGCAUGUAUCACUACAAUUACAAUUUUGUUCAGUAUUUUUUACAUUUUAACUCAAUAAUUAUUUUUAAAUUUUUAAUAAAAAUGUA